Verticillium dahliae VdLs.17 is the source of this 833-nucleotide messenger RNA. RefSeq lists its product as uncharacterized. Bases 240 to 593 code for a protein of 117 amino acids. The transcript has a single exon. The record is from RefSeq and is a predicted model, not a curated record. NCBI's taxonomy places the organism in Eukaryota, Fungi, Ascomycota, Sordariomycetes, Glomerellales, Plectosphaerellaceae.
UGCGGGCCCAAGGACAGACACGGCAUUCAUCACAUGGACAAUCAUCCGUCAACGACCACUUUUGGACGGAUGACUUUUGGAACUAUCGGGUUUCGGAACUUCCAUUGCAUAUCGAUCAACACGCACCUCACCGCUGAGCCACACCUUGCUUCGAUGCAUGAAGCAGUGGCUAUUUAUUCCGGCUCAAGUUGGGUGCGUUUCAUUUCGGCCAUAACACGACAUCGGCCUUCUGAUGAGUAAUGCGAUGCUCAUGGCAAAGGGCAUGGAUAUCGGCUGGCCUUUACCAUUUACACCUCAUACCAUCUUACGACGUUCCGCGUAUACGCUUUCUGGAACAUACCUGGGCAUUACUUCACUUCUUUGGCACAUCUCCACUUCAACAAGCCUGUGGAGAGAAGAACACAUCGGCACUACCACGCAAUGCCUGCCACUGCACUGGCACCAUCGUUGUUGGACAUUCUUCUUUUAAUUUCUUUUUAAUUCUUCCUGGGGCUAGCCCAGGAAAACAACGGGAUGCUGCCUUUCGAAUGGCAUGCUUGGGUGGGCAACACAUCAGCUGUGGUUGCACAGGAUUCAUCGAUGGACAGGCUUAGGAUCUCAGGCACUUCUGUGCAGGGCGGGAAGCGGAAGGGCUAUGCAACGUGGCUCGCUGGCAUUCUCAAGACGACAGCUUGAGCAUGGGGACCCGGGCCUGACGAGGAGGGUGGAAAGAGAGCAAAGACGGUUUUGAGUAGGCGACUGCAAGAGCAACUGCGGAGACUUUGGUGACUACGGCACGACUCGUACCUGGUGCUUCAUAGUUUGCAGAUUGAAAUCAAUCACUUCUCGUCCUC